GGAUUAUGACGUCAUAAAUCAGCGCCGCACUCCCGUAUAUGCGGUUGAGCAAGAGGAAGAGUAAAGUGAAGGAAAGAGUAAAGAAAAGUGACUGAGAUCUACACUAUUGUAAAGAUGGCGUUUGUUAAAGAGGAGAGUGAAGGUCUGAGGAUUACAGAAGUGUUCACACUGAAACAUGAAGAUCCUGAGGAACAAACAGAGCUGAUGAUGCUGAAAGAAGAGACUCAAGAACUGGAUGAAGUAGAAGAGAAUGAUCUGCAUGAGGAACACCAAGAUUUAAGAACUGCUGAACCAUCCUCAAUGACAAAAAACACUUUUAAAACCAAAUCUACGAGUUUGUUCACGUGUCGUCAGUGUGGGAAACAAUUCACUCUAAAAUCCAACCUCAAAGAUCACAUGAGAAUUCACACUGGAGAGAACCUUAUAAAAUGUGACGAGUGCGGAAAGAGUUUCACCAGAAAAGGUAAUUUCGAAAAGCACAUGAGAACCCACACCAGAGAGAAGCCUUACUGGUGUACCGAGUGUGGAAAGAGUUUCAGUCAAAAGCACAACCUUGAGGUGCACAUGAGAAUUCACACCGGAGAGAAGCCUUUUCCCUGUCAGCAAUGCGGAAAGAGAUUCCGGCAAAUACAAAACCUUAAACUUCACAUCACCAUUCACACCGGAGAGAAGCCGUAUGCCUGCCCUCAUUGUCCAAAGAGUUUCAAUCAAAAGAAGAAAUGUGAAACGCACAUGACCAUUCACACCGGAGAGAAACCCUUCGCCUGCCAGCACUGUGGAAGAUGUCUUGCUAAUAAAGAUCUACUUAACAAGCACAUAAAAAUUCACAUGGAAGACAAGCCUUUCACCUGCCCACCUUGUGGAAAGAGUUUCACUCAACCCCAACUCCUUAAAUUCCACAUGAGAACGCACACCGGAGAGAAGCCUUACACUUGCUCUCAAUGCGGGAAGAGUUUCACACAGAAAAACGGCCUUAACUACCACAUGAGGAUCCACUCCGGAGAGAAACCUUUCACCUGCGCACAGUGUGGUAAAAGCUUUAUAUAUAACACCGCCCUUCUUCGCCACAGGAAGACUCACUCCGGAGAGAAGCCGUUCACGUGUGGUCAGUGUGGAAAGAGUUUCACGAAAGAUUACUCCCUGAAGUAUCACUUGAUUAGUCACACCGGAGAGAAACCGUUCAAAUGUGAUCUCUGCGGGAAAAGAUAUCUACGUAAAGACAACCUUAACCAGCACAUGAGGAUUCACAAUAACGACAAGUCCUAUGUAUGCGAUCAGUGCGGAAAGGGUUUUACCCGUAAAGAUUACCUCAGCCAGCACACGAGGAUUCACACAAAAGAGAAAUCCUUUAAAUGCCAUCAGUGCGGAAAGAGUUUCGCUCAGAAAAGCGCCCUGAACGCGCACGUUAUCAGGCAUUCAGCCAAGUCGCCAGCCACAUAGGCCGUUUACAAUCGUUUGAUUCUGGUGCAGCGUGAAUUUCAGGUGAAGGCUUGGACGUAAAAACCCAAUAGAAGACAUGGAGGAAAGUUUAUAUUAUUGCGAUUUAGACCAAAGAUGGAAAGUAACCACAUAUAUUGGAUGCGAUAAUUAUAUUUAUAGGAGGUUUCCACUGAACUGAGGAAGCAGUUUAAGCUACUAUAUCGACAGGAAUAUCUACGGUGUUACAAACCAUGCAAGUUGGAUUUAAGUCUCCUAAGCAUUUAGUCUUCUGUUUUUCAAUUAAAAUCACUGGUGAUCAA
Molecule: messenger RNA, 1739 nt
Organism: Danio rerio (zebrafish)
Lineage: Eukaryota; Metazoa; Chordata; Actinopteri; Cypriniformes; Danionidae
Source: RefSeq, a predicted model, not a curated record